Molecule: messenger RNA, 491 nt
Organism: Rubroshorea leprosula
Lineage: Eukaryota; Viridiplantae; Streptophyta; Magnoliopsida; Malvales; Dipterocarpaceae
Source: the annotation of a GenBank genome assembly
CCCUCAACUUUCAUUUUUGGACUAAAACUACCCUCAAACUUCAAAAAGUACUAAAAAAAUCCUUGAACUUCAAUUUUCGGGACCAAUUUCGUCCUUCCGUCGACGGAAGUGCCAGAUGGCACGUUAAAUUGCCACGAAAUCAAUUUUUGUUUGAAAUAUUUAAUUACGUGGAAAAUAACUUAAUCCACGUCAUUUUAAUUAAUUUAUAUAUUAAAAAUUUUAAAAUUUCAUAAAUACCCCCAUUUUCAUCUUCCAUCACCUCUUGUCUCUCUCUAUCCUCAGAUGUUUUCUCAUCUUGCAACCCAAUCAACACCAAUCAUCCCUCAUUGCUCCGAUCUCCGAUCACCAUCUAGAUCUGUAAAGAAAACACAACAUUCCUUCAAUUAACAUCGACAAUAACUAGAUCUGGAAAUUCAAGCAAUCAGAAGCAACACAAAACUCUAAAUCUCAUUCAAGCAUGAUUGCAAGCCAACAAAGAAACACAACAAAAA